UGACAAAACAGUUGGGCCGAUUCCAGGGUCGGGCGUCUUUGAUAAUUGGGUCUACCAAUCAUACGGUCCCUGUCAAGCCACUCGUCGGUUCCGUCGUGCUAGAAUAGGUACCAAUCUAUUAUACUACUACUACCACGUUACUCAUUUAUCUCGUACUACCCAACUGCAUAUUGCCCGGCCUCCUACAGCCCUAGCAGACCCCUGACCCCUGGGCCUCCCUGGCCGCCUAGGAAUCUGCCUAGGCAAGCAGGACAGGUUAAUACCAAAGUGCGUAAGUGUGUUUGUUUUGUAUUACCAACAAUAUGGAUAUGAUAGGUACUAGCCCCUAGUGGUCUAACAUAUAGACCUCUUUCUUGGCUCUCAGAUUUGACCCUAAAAUAGAUCUUUAUCUCACCAACAGUGAAAGCACAGUCAAAAACAUAACCAGAAACUCCAGCCUCUUCUUUAUCUGUAAUCUGCUAAGUUUAUUUGACUAAUUAAACAUUCAACAUGCCUACUGUCGCUCUCCCUUCCAAGCCAGAUGCCCCUAUCGCAUAUGAGCUCUUCGAAGGAGAUGCUGCAAGUGCUCUCCUCGUUGUUUGCCUUAAUGGCCUUGGACUCGCGCAAGGCGUUUGGAAGCCGACUAUUGAACUCUUCCAGAAGACCACUAUCUCUCCGAAGCCGUGGAUACUUACCUACGACCGCUACGGCCAGGGCGCUUCUCCGAGAGAUCCGCGAGAAAGUUGGUCUACUAAGGAGCCCGGCUACGCCCAUACACUAGAUGAUGUCACCGACGAUCUCCAUGAGUUAAUACAAACUCUAGCUCCUAAUCGUUCCUCGCGCAUCGUCUUCGUAAAUAAUAGCAUAGGCGCCCACGUCGCCCGAAGAUACGCUGACAGAUACCCUACCAUCGUCGAAGGGAUCCUGUUCCUCGAUUCCAACCCUGGAAACACCGAUUAUGAGAGUAUCUGGCCUAACCCGAGGGAUCCGUCCUUCGAUCCAGAGAAGAUGGCUCCCCCCGGCACCUCGCUUGAGGUGUACGAAGCCGCUUACACCAAGAUGACAACGAUAUUUGCAGCAGACGCAAAAAAUAACGAAGGGUUUGACCGACGGGAGAUCAAGAACAUCCUACCCGACCCGUCAAAGCCAAAGCUUAAGGGGUCGAAGACUUCGGAUAAAGGUCCUUGGAUAACUGUCGUGGGCCACGAGCCCGAGCAAUUCUCCAAGGAGGAGUGGGCCAUGUUGAAGGUUCCAAUAGGCAUGGCCGCGAUGUAUACUCAACCUAUGUGGCAGAAGUACAAUGAGGGGCUUUGCGGGCUCACCGACCCAGACAGAGCGAAGGGUCCCCUUAUUUCACCCAAAUCCGGACACUUUAUCCAAAAGGACAACCCGCCCUUCGUCGCUGGACAGCUGGAAGACCUUAUCAAGAAAGUUGAAAGUUCCCAGUGACUAUAUAAGCAGGAUACUCCCCGAAUAACGUUACAAGGUAGCCCGAGUUUAGCAGGCAAUCCAGCCGUCAGACCUCUAACCAGCGCCCGUCACUCGCCUCGUCCAUCAACACAUGCUCCAGGCGGGAUUCAUUGUCUUUCUCCCUUGAUGAAGUCUUGCCGUAGUUUCAUGAGGAAGAUCUAGAAUACGCAUCACAAAUUGUUCGGGUAAAACACUCUUCAACUCGGCAAAAUUAUGGUGCCUUAUAUAUUACUAGUUGACUUACAUAGCUUGCAUAAAUCCAACACACAUUCUCUACAGCUUACGAAAUAAACCAGUUUCACGAUG
This is a messenger RNA of Annulohypoxylon truncatum, 1755 nucleotides long. RefSeq names its product alpha/beta-hydrolase. The transcript is spliced from 3 exons. The record is from RefSeq and is a predicted model, not a curated record. NCBI's taxonomy places the organism in Eukaryota, Fungi, Ascomycota, Sordariomycetes, Xylariales, Hypoxylaceae. The coding region runs from base 490 to 1428 and encodes 312 amino acids.